GUUUCACUGACCAGUCAUCUGCACAGUAUGAGUCAGUAUCGUUAACAGGGUUCAAUUGUCUGUGCCUCGGUGUUGGAAACCGAACACAGCGGAUACAUGAAGAUGUUCUGUCAGAGGAUGUGGUUUGGUACGAGGGUGCAAGAGGAAGAGCGGGGGAGGAAGGGAGGAGUUUGUUCUCUCUCUCGCCGUCUCUGGGAAGAACCAGAAUAGAGGAGCGACAGGUGAACGUGGUGGAGGGAGGAGAGGAGCGAAGUUAGGAUCCACUUAUUAUUUUAACUUGUGUUUUGGAGUCUCUUGGAGGAUGGUCUGUGUGUUGGAGACGAUGCUUUGAUGACAGAGGAAACGAGGGAUGAUGGAGAGAGAGACUGAAGGCUACGCAUGGACUUCCGGGUCUGAUGGACAAAGGGAAGCCCAUUCCAGCAGCCCCCCAGACCAUGCAGGAAAAAAGAGAAAGCAGGACCCGGGCUCUGAGACCAUCGUCACAAUCACAGAGGACAGAGGUGACGAUGAAGAUGAAGAUAUGAUGUCAGACCUGAUGAAGGACUCUGAGGAGCCCAGCAAUAAAAGGGUUAAGCCGGUGGGGAAAGGGGGAGGAGUCACAGGCAUCAUCACCCCAGUCAAAACACCUGUCCUGAAACGCUUUGGGAAGAGUAUAACGCGUUCCAUCAGUUUCCGGACAGAGGCACGACCUUUGCCCCCCGCUCCUAUUCGUUCGCGACAGAAGGCCUCGUCGUUCCCACGGCGACGCAGUAGCCAAUGCUGGAGCGACACAGUGGAGAGUCACGACCUCACGGCCAAGGAGAUCAAACGACAAGAGGUGAUCUAUGAGUUGACUGAGGGAGAGAGACAGCUGAUUGAGGAUCUCAGUCUGGUUAAAAAGGUCUACUAUGAGCCCAUGCUGAAGUUGGACAUCAUGACUGAGAGUGAACUGGGACAGAUCUUUGGUACUCUGGACUCUCUCAUACCCCUCCAUGAAGAUCUCUUGGCUCGGCUGGAACGCCUGAGAGGAUCAGAGAAGACUGUUGGGGCGAUAGGACAAACACUCUUCAACUGGUUCCCCUGUCUAGGGGCGUAUGUGACAUAUUGCUGUAACCAGGUGGAGGCUAAGGCCCUGUUGGACAUGAAGAAGCAGCAGAAGCGAGUGGAGCAAUUCCUUCGUCUGUGCCAGGAGUCGUCUUUUAGCAGGAAGUUGGACCUCUGGAACUUCCUGGACCUCCCUCGCAGCCGAUUGGUCAAAUACCCGCUAUUGCUACGGGAGAUUCUGAAGAGCACGCCCCCAGAUCACCCCGACGAAGACACACUGCCUGACGCUUUGGAGUUGGUCCAGUCCAUCGUAUCAGAGGUGGACAGAAAGACCGGGGAGGCGGAGUGUCAGUUCUAUAGGCGGGGCUUGGCUUACCUGGAGGAGGGCCAACGGCUCCCUGAGAUCCAGCUGUCACGAUUCCUCUACUGCCACGGAGAACUGAAGAACAACAAGGGACAGAAGCUCCAUGUGUUCCUGUUUGAGCUGUGUCUGGUUCUGACGCGCUCGGUGGAGGACAGAGAAGGGGGCGUGGUCUUUCAGGUGUACCGCCAGCCCCUCCCCACCACCACGCUCCACCUAGAAGAGCUACCUGACGGGGAGGGCGGCGGGGGAGGAGGGGCCUUCAGGGGGGCCUUCACCAGCGGCAACGACAAAGUGCGUAACUGUUUCAGGGUGUCCAGUAGGGGGCGCUCUAAGGCCCAGUCCCACAGUCUCCAGGCCAACGACUCAUUCAACAAGCAGCAGUGGAUCUCCUGCCUGCGCCAGGCCAUGGUCCAAUCACGAGACAGGGACGCCCAGGUCAGCCAAUCACCGAUGUCGUCCCGCCUCUCCCCAGACCUCGCCCUCUACCACAUCGCAGAGCUGAGUCUGAGCUCAGACACCGAGAUGGCAGACCAGAGCAGUCAAUGACCGAGCAGAGUGAUCAGUGACAGACAGACUAGACCAAUCAAAUCAAAGACUGAUCAACUAAUUGCUUAUCAAUAGUCCCAUGAGGUAUUUAGAGGUGGGGGUGACGUUAAACAUGAAGGAUUUGUACGCUGGUCAGUACAGUUUAUAAGGGGAGAAAGGGGGUGAUGUUAGAAUAUUAUUGGCUCGUAAUGUAAUGUGCCUUCUAGCCUGGAUGCCAGUCUGUUUGUGCUGUCUUGUCAACACCUUAUGAAAUCGUCAUGCAGAACGAUGACAAUGGGGUACGCAGGAGCACAGACAGAUCUGGGACCAGGCUAACAUGCUUUGGAGCUCUGGGGUAGAUCAAGUUCCAAUAGAUUCAAUCAUCAGAUAAACUCUUCUAGAAUAUUAUGUAAUAAUGUAUUCAUGUAAUUAUAAUAUGUGUCGAGAGAGCGGCCUUUGUGCCAUAUAGGUGUUUGAAGUGAAGUUGAAACUCCCUGCGAUGUUAGCUGUGAUUACUGAUCACAUUAAUAACCUGUACAGAUUCAAGGCAUUAUUAAUGAAAGUAAAUGUGAUGAGUGACGUGGGUAUUUUUAAAUUGUUUUUUAUUUUACUUGUUGAUAAUAAACUAAAAAACCUA
This is a messenger RNA of Coregonus clupeaformis (lake whitefish), 2549 nucleotides long. RefSeq names its product Rho guanine nucleotide exchange factor (GEF) 3, like (gene arhgef3l). Gene Ontology annotation, biological process: positive regulation of Rho protein signal transduction; intracellular signal transduction. NCBI's taxonomy places the organism in Eukaryota, Metazoa, Chordata, Actinopteri, Salmoniformes, Salmonidae. The coding region runs from base 350 to 1933 and encodes 527 amino acids. The record is from RefSeq and is a predicted model, not a curated record. Gene Ontology annotation, molecular function: guanyl-nucleotide exchange factor activity. The transcript has 14 exons.